GCAAAGCAAGAGAGACCCGGCACAUCAGAAAUGGAGCUUUCUGUGCUCUAUUUGAACAGCAGCCUCCAGAAUGAUUACGCAAACAACAGUAAUGUCACCAACCACACCGCUAUCACCUACUACCCCUACUACCAGCACUCUCUAGCUGUGGCAGCCGCCCUGACCGUGGCCUACCUCUUCAUCUUCCUGCUGUGCAUGGUGGGAAACGGCUUGGUGUGUCUGAUUGUGCUGGAGAACCGGCGGAUGAGAACAGUCACCAACCUCUUCAUCCUCAACCUGGCUGUGAGCGACCUUCUGGUGGGCGUCUUCUGUAUCCCCACAACCCUGGUGGACAACCUCAUUACAGGUUGGCCGUUCACAAACACAGUGUGUAAGAUGAGUGGUCUGGUGCAGGGCAUGUCCGUCUCUGCCUCGGUGUUCACGCUGGUGGCCAUCGCAGUGGACAGGUUCCGUUGCAUUGUGUACCCCUUCCAGCCCAAACUCACCCUGCCGGUGGCCAAAGUGACCAUCGUGAUGAUCUGGGGGCUUGCGGUGGUGAUUAUGUGUCCGUCGGCGGUGACGUUAACCGUGAAGAGAGUGGAGCAUCACUACAUGGUCCACGAUGAAGACUACAACCACACAUACCCGCUGUUCUCCUGCUUCGAGAACUGGGCCAGCCCACAGAUGAGGAAAGUCUACACCACCGUCCUGUUUGCACACAUUUAUCUCAUUCCCCUGACCCUGAUCACGCUCAUGUACGGACGCAUCGGGAUCAAACUCUACACCACGUCUGUGAUCUCUGGGAACGAUCAUCAGGACAGCGCACAGUCUCACGGAGCCCCGCAGGAAGGAAGGCCGCUCAUUUCCCAAAAGAAGAUCAAAGUGAUUAAGAUGUUGAGUGUGGUGGCGCUUUUAUUCACGCUUUCCUGGCUGCCUCUCUGGACGCUGAUGCUCCUCACCGAUUACGGGGGUCUACAAGAAGACGAGCUGGAUCUUCUGAGCAGCUAUGUCUUCCCAUUCGCUCACUGGCUGGCGUUUUCCAACUCGAGCGUCAACCCUAUUAUCUACGGCUACUACAAUGAGAACUUUAAGAGGGGAUUUCAGUCGGUGUGUAGAACGCAUUCGUGCUGCUUUGACGGGGUGAAGGCGAGGAGCAGACCGCGACGGAAAUCCAGAGGAGAUGUGAGGGACCCUGUGGUCAAUUCCAACCCCUUGGCUUUUGGUGGAAGGAACCGGGUUUACACCGACGGCGAUGGGAAGGACUCCAGGACUUGUCUGGAGUUGGAGCACAGGAGAACCGCUCGGCUUUGUGAUAACUCGGUCUGCUCAAACGAAACAGGAUCCAGCGCAGGAUCCGGGAUAAAAGGGGUGACGAACCAAAAAGGGUUUCAGAUGGAGGAGGCAGAGAAAAUAAGUCCUGUCAGGGUGGGUAAAAACCAAGCUUGGGACCAGUAGAUGGAUUAUUCAUGCCAAGAAAUGAUUCCACAGACCGUUAAAUGAAUCAACUGGACGAUUCGAUCAAGUUUGUCAUAUAAAGGUGCUUCACGAUGCCAAAGAAGAACCCUGUUGUCUAAAUGGUUUCAUAAAGAACCUUUGAAAUCUGAAGAACCUUUCUGUUUCACAAAAGCUGCUUUGUGGAGGUUCUUCAGACUAUAAAAAGGUCAGAAAGAGAUGGU
Molecule: messenger RNA, 1655 nt
Organism: Carassius auratus (goldfish)
Lineage: Eukaryota; Metazoa; Chordata; Actinopteri; Cypriniformes; Cyprinidae
Product: neuropeptide FF receptor 1-like
Exons: 3
Coding region: 31-1434 (467 amino acids)
Biological process (GO): G protein-coupled receptor signaling pathway; cellular response to hormone stimulus
Cellular component (GO): plasma membrane
Molecular function (GO): peptide binding; neuropeptide receptor activity
Source: RefSeq, a predicted model, not a curated record